AUGAGCAAGUUAUUUACAACCGUGAAUGCAAAGAGUAGGGAGGAAGUUAGCCAACAAGUACCGUUGCGAUUGAAAGGACGAGAGAUUAAAGAUGUGGAGGUGGGUGGUGUAAGCGGUGGUGAUGUCGGGUGA
This is a messenger RNA of Ambispora gerdemannii, 132 nucleotides long. NCBI's taxonomy places the organism in Eukaryota, Fungi, Glomeromycota, Glomeromycetes, Archaeosporales, Ambisporaceae. The record is from the annotation of a GenBank genome assembly.